This is a messenger RNA of Somion occarium, 2122 nucleotides long. Lineage: Eukaryota; Fungi; Basidiomycota; Agaricomycetes; Polyporales; Cerrenaceae. The record is from the annotation of a GenBank genome assembly.
GCAAGGUAACGACUGCAAGUACAACUCCGAGCUCAAGCUGCUCUGUCCGACACACGCCAACACAGCAGCUGCUCUCAACAUCAGCAGCCUGUUCUUGCCUUCGUCUCUUUCUUUACGACCACCAACGUCUUGAAUUGUACAUUCCAGGAGAAUGUCGCAUGUAAGCAAGAUAACUGCUGAGCGGAAUCAAAAGGCCCUGCUCGACUUGGCCAUGUUACCGGGAAAUGAUGUUUGUGCGGACUGCAAAGCUAAGACUCCGAGAUGGGCAUCGUAUAAUCUGGGCAUAUUCAUAUGCAGCAUGACUUGUGCUAGUAUCCAUAGAAAGAUCGGAACCCAUGUCACUAAGGUCAAGAGCCUGACUAUGGACUCGUGGACCAAAGAGCAGGUCGAACAUAUGAAGGAAAUGGGCAAUAUCAAGUCAAAUGCGAUCUACAACCCGAACGAAUUGCGUCACCCUCCUCCUCCAAACAUGAUCGAUUCGGAGCGAGACAGUGACUUGGAAAAGUAUAUUCGAUCAAAAUACGAGUACAAGUCGUUCUUCGACCGUAGUGCUUUGGUUGCGUCAAAACUCGGACCUUCACGCUCAGUAUCUAACAGGCUAUCCACCUUUUCUGCUGCGCACUCGGAAACUAAAGCCCCAGAGAGUUUAUCGUCUCAACCAUCAGCACGCCCGUCAUCGAUCGCUGUCACGAACCCAGCGUCGUCGUCAAGCACGACCCAAUCAAUACCACAUGUCCAACAGUCUGCAGCCGCACCUUCGAACCCAGCUGUGGUAACUGCCAGAGCUCCGUUUCGCUCCGUUUCGCAACCAGGUCCUGCACAACCUAGUGUUCAACCGCCUAUCUCACAGCCUCAAGUGCCCUCUAAUAACCCGACAUGGAACGACCUCAUAUCUUUACAAACGCCUUUUUCUAAUGCUUCGCUACCUCUACAAUAUACGUCCGGUUCCUUCAACAGUCCUUCUGCAUCGACGUCACUCCCUGUAUCUAUGCAAUCGUCUGCGUUGACUCAGCCUAAUGGUACAAAUCCUUACAGUAAUCUUGCGGCCAACCCGGCAUCCGCCCUUCCUUCGUCUUUCACGCAGAUGGCUGGCAUCUCUCCCGGAGGGUUUGGGAGGAGUAUGAGCUUGAACUCUGGUUUGAGCGCUCAAGCGCCGAUGCCUACGGGUUUGGGAUUUGGCCCGAAUCUCAACGGUGGCAUCGGUGCUUCCUCCCUACAACAAUCCAACAUGCCAUUUAAUUCUACUCCAAUGAUGACUCCUACAAGUACGACACCUAGUCCAAAUCCAUUCGCACCUCAGACUUUGCCUCAGAUGCAAAACAUGGGAGGGAUGGGUCCAAAUCCGGGAUUUGGCGGAAUGAACGGGAUGUCUUCGCAACUUCAACUACAGCCAAAUUUCACAUCACAACCAUUCCAACAACAACAAACGUAUCAGUCGCAAAUGUCGGCGAUGCAACAACCCCAAAUGUUCCAGCCGCAAGCGGUGCAAUACCAAGCACCGAUGAAUACGAACCCGUUUACGCACCAAACACAGACGCCUCAGCUGCAGACACCCUUCUCUUCACCGCAAUUCGGCAGCACUCCUUCACCGAUGAUGGGUAUUCAAGGAUUGCCGCAGAUGCAACCAAUGCAGCAACAACAACAGUCUCAGCAAGCAUUCGGUGGCGCAAACCAGUUUACGAGUUGGGUGCAGGGGCCGAGUCAGAAUGGGUUCAAUGGUCAGCAGCAGCAGCAGUGGGGUGGUAUGUGAGUGCAUUCUUGUCCUGGGAUUCUGGACUCGUGGAAUAGUAUUCGUAUGUACUUUCGGUAUGGACAAUUAAUGGGUACUACUGUUCGUCAUGUUGUCAUGUUUUUCUUAUUCUCUGAUAUGCACAUUGGACUGCUCGCCAAGAGACAGCUUUUUUGCUCCCGUAACUGGUAAAUACGACUUGAUAUAGGUAACGUCAUUCCUGUUUUUGCGAACGAGAUCGGUUUCAAAGGUGAGUGAAAUCGUUCCUACCAGACCAACUCAUACUGACCACCCUCUGUAUCUGUAACCAUAUAGAUGCAUGGGGAAGAUUCUGAUGGUGUUGAUUACAGCCGCGUCUACGGUCACAUCGCUAAAGAAAACAAUAGGAUUUCC